This is a messenger RNA of Phanerochaete carnosa HHB-10118-sp, 1037 nucleotides long. RefSeq lists its product as uncharacterized. Lineage: Eukaryota; Fungi; Basidiomycota; Agaricomycetes; Polyporales; Phanerochaetaceae. The coding region runs from base 369 to 545 and encodes 58 amino acids. The transcript has a single exon. The record is from RefSeq and is a predicted model, not a curated record.
CCUAAUGACAUUCCACGAUGAGGCGUUCAUAUCCCGAACUUUCGGGCCCGGGAAGCCGCCGGCUCUUCCGAUGAGCUUACGUUGAAGUACUGCUGUUCAUCUCCGUCUUUACCCACACAGAUGCUCAGGCGCGGACCUGCAAUAGAAAUUCGAUUGUGCAUCACCGACGACGUACACUUGCCCGUUUUUGAACAGCCCAACUACCACGCAUUUGAGGACGCUCUGUUUGGCUUGGGUGAAGUGUCCUUGAUCUACAAUCCAGCAGAGAGUUCAAGCUACUUCUCGACGCCGUGCUCCGCGGUGAUAUUCUCAGCCGCCUCGGUGCCGCACACAAACUCCAUCUCACAUUCCGCAAAGGCAGAAUUUCGAUGGACGAAGUUCUCACCUCUCCAUCUGAAUACACUGUCGAUGAUUCCAUCGUCGCGUUGACUCGCCUCGAACGAUUCGAUUACCUCCCGCUGGAGACGACGAGCGAAAAGAACGAUUUCUUAUGUGCUGUGCUGAAGGACCGCCUGGCUCACGCAGUACCAGAGCCCUCCUCAUGAAUCCGCCACUAUAUUCGUCCCUCGUUCAUGGUAUCGCUCGGUCUCCCUGUCCCGCUUUUCACCUUUUCACCUUCCUGCGGUCCAUGAUUCUGCGCAUAUGUUGAGCUUAAUGUUCAUCGUCGCAGUCGUCCACGUCCCCCGGUCUAUCGAGCUCGUCUUCUCAUGACUCUGCACGUCCCCCUCAGGGCAAUCCUCUUCACUGGGGCCCGCUUCCCAUACCGUCACUCUACUACCUUACUCAGCAUGCGCCGUUCCGGAGCUCCCGCACAGUCCUUUCCUUUCCUGACGAAAUUUGGCUAGGCGUGAUCUCGAGUUCGACGCCCAGUACUGAGCUGACGCAUUCCACGACCAACGUCUAUUGUUGACUUGUCAGUAAACUUGUUACCACUAGAGAACCUCCUUUUUGUAUUGUCAUUAUCAAAAGUCUAAUCCUCGCUCGGUGCUGCACCAUUUAUGCUGAGUCUUCCUAGAUGCAUUGAGCUGGUGGUGACG